UUAGCUGAGGAUUAAGGCUGUUAUUGAAUGCAAAAAAUAUUCUGUCUGUUUUCGAGGGCAUGUACUUCUGUGCGUGUCAUGUUUCAACUUUGAAGUGAAGUUAAUCUAACAGACUCUUAGCUGGCUAGCUAGCUAGUGCACUUGGGCGUAUUGUAUUUUCUUUGCUGACGUUCAAUACAGUGAACUAAGUAAGCUAUGUAAUGAACAAAGAGUAACGAGUCGAGUCGAUUCAGCGCCACUGUUGGAAGAUGUUAAGUUUUUUCGGACUACGGAAAGACCCAUCCAAGAAGCCUGCAGCCGAGAGGGAGCUGGAUGGAUUCGUGAUCAUCGGAGAGACAGUGGAGGAGCAGAGACAGAAGAGCAGCACUCAGCCCUCCACAAACGUCAUCAUACAACCAGCUAAGCCGCUCAGGGGCAGGGCUCCACAGCCCGUGUACGAGGACCCGCAGGCGUCCCUGGCUGUGCCUGCGGGGGAGUUUCCCCCCAGCCCGGCCCGCACAGACCCGGCCCCCUCCCUGCCCGAGCUCCUGGCGGACGUGCCCUUCACGCUCGCCCCCCAUGUCCUGCACAGGCAGGCGGGGUGUCCCCUGCUCCCCGACGUCCUCCUCACCACGGACAUCAACCACAACCUGGACUGCUUCCGCUACGACUUCACCCUGGAGAACUCCGUGCUGAGCGAGCCGUAAGGGGGCCCGGACCUGACUGACUGUUCGCCCUCUCGCCAUCACCAAUGUGCUGUCCAAUUAGCUGCUGGCUCCUCAGAAACACCUGUGUUUGACUUACCUGUGGAUUGAUUUACCUGCCUGUUUACCUGUGGAUGAUUUACCUGCCUGUUUACCUGUGGUUGACCCUAUUAGUCUACCCUGGACAAACGGAUCUCUUCUCUCUUGGUGGCAUGGGGGACAUGGACCACAGACCUGUGUGUGUGUGUGUGUGUGUGUGUGUGUGUGUGUGUGUGUGUGUGUGUGUGUUGACCCUAUUAGACCCUCUUGGUGGCAUUGGAACAUGGACCACAGACCUGUGUGUGUGUGUGUGUUAGACCCUCUUGGUGGCAUGGGGACAUGGUUAGUGUGUGUGUGUGUUGGGGACAUGGUUAGUGGGUCUGGGUCUGGUUCUGCUAUGCAUGAGGCCAGAACCACAGGGCUUUUCUAGUUCACUCAGGAAGGGCCGUCAGAAGAGCUUCAGCAUCUGUGCUGGGGGUCGGGGUCAAGGGUCGGGGGUCAGGGGUGGCUAACAGCAGGUGGAAAUCUGAUCUUUGCUGAUGCCUUUCCAAGUCAAGUCAAGUCAAAGUGUUUAUUGUCGCAUACACCAAAUUUCUUCAGCGCAGCCAAAUUCUUACGACUUGGCAGCCAACAUCUACGCAGUAGCAAAAGGUAACAAAAAUAACAUAUACCAGAAA
Molecule: messenger RNA, 1399 nt
Organism: Clupea harengus (Atlantic herring)
Lineage: Eukaryota; Metazoa; Chordata; Actinopteri; Clupeiformes; Clupeidae
Product: UBAP1-MVB12-associated (UMA)-domain containing protein 1
Source: RefSeq, a predicted model, not a curated record